UAAGACAUAUUAACACAUGACAAAACAUUUUAAGGGACAUUGGAUCCUUACAGUACUACGUCACAUAACAUCCUGCCGUUCAUAUUGAAACUGAAGAUGAGACUUUACUCGACUAUUCGCUUACCCAGAGUCAUAGAAUAACAGAAACACAAAAUGAAUAUUAUCUAUAUUAGGCGUUAUUGAGGACUGAAUUGAUGUUUAUUUUUAUACGGAUCACAAGUAAGAAGUUCGAAAAGGUGCGCAACUUUGAAAAUGCUUAAGGCUGUAUUGUUAGAGGAGAGUGCCAUAGAUGAGCCCACGGAAGAUGAAGUAAUGCUGUACGCCGAAAGCUUAGGAAUUGAUGUUGAAAAAGAACAAGAUUUACUUUAUAUUGCCAAAGAAGGCAUUUCUGCACAUUUACCGAAUGGCUGGCAAGUCCUCAAGGUAUCCAUAUUUUCACCAAAUUCUGCCACUUCGAGUUGAUUGCUUGAUAGCAAUAAUUUUUAUCUUUACUCUUCCAGAUUCUUGUUUCCUGUUUUUUUCACACUGUAUUUGUGUUUACAAAACUUGCACAGUGUUAUUUUCAUUUUGGAAAUAUCAAAGUAAUAUACAAUGGCAUCGUCAUCCUCAUUAGGAAUGACCCUAAAGGUUAAGAGCUUCAUGUAUUAUCACUCAAGUGUCAUAAGUUUAUAUGUGUAUUAAGAUUAACCGAAUUCAUGCAAUUCCUAGAAAAGCACAUUUCAAAACCUGUAACGUUUACAACUCUGACAGGUUUUGGUAGCGGUUACUGUCUUUCUGUUCACAAUCAGCCUGAUGCAUCCGUCAUAAGUGCAACGGAUGAAAACAAUCAAAUAUUUUACUAUGAUACUGCAUCUGGCAUUAGUUUAUGGGAGCAUCCAUUAGAUAGACACUUUCGAGAUUGUGUUGUUAAAGCUCGUCAAAAGAAACAAGAUGCCAUUGAUACAACAAGUAGUCCUGACAGAAUCCCUCAUGAUAAAUCUGUAGAAGCUGGUUGCAUCGUGUCAAAUAGUUCAUCGCGUCCCCUUCCGAAACCAUCCACAAACAACAAAGAGGCACCAAAGGGAUAUACACCAACCCGUUCCAGUCCACAUGAAGGAAAACUGAAUACAAAUACUUCCAAAAAACUCACAGAAAAACAUGGAAACAAUAGUCAACUCUCUACCUCUGCUCUUGCUGAACCUCGCUUUCAAUGUCCAGUUGUUACUACUAAAGAUGAUGAUCAUCUGCCAGUUACAGAUGAUCCUACUGAAUAUCUUGAGAUAAAAUUAUCUAGGAACAAAACACAUGAGAAAUCACUUGUUAAUAAUCAUGAAAAACUUCAACUAUCCUCUCGUAAAGACCAUCUUUCAUCAGAAGGUUUUAAAUAUUGGUCAGAAAUGUAUAAAGAAAAUUUACGUCAAGCAGAUGAAAACCUAACUGUAUUACAGUCGAAAAUAAGAGAAUCUUUAUUAUUAACUAGCAGUCAUAAAAAAACCAAUUCAAUUCUCUGCAAUAAUGCAACACCAAAUUCACUCAGUAAAUACAAUCCUACGACAAUAACAAAGGAUUCACAUAUUGUAAGCAAUUUAUCUAGAUGUUUCUCAUCAUCAGAUCUUUUAAACAUUGUAGAUAACAAUCAAACAUAUUGUAAAAGAUUAGAGAUACUUUCUAGUCCUGUGAAAAAAAUUAAAAAUACAUUUAAUGACGAUAUUUUAUGCCCUGAAGUUGGUAUAUCUCCAACUGCUGUCAUUCAAACAGAGUUAUCUAAUAGAAAAGAUAAAUAUGUUGGCCACGGCGUAUCACCUGUAAAUGCCAAUUCGAAAUUAUCUUCGUCUAUACUUCAGGAAAAUAUGAAAAAUUCUACAUAUCAGUUCACUCCAGAUAGAACGCGUUUAACAGAACAAAAUGCCAGUUUAGAAAAAUCGACUGAUGGAAUUCAAGAGGAUCAAAGUAAUGUGAAGUUAAAGCCCAAUAAAAGCCUGAUUAAUAUAUCAGAGUGUAUUAGUCAUUUGGUUGAAGAACGUUCUCGUGUACAAGGCAAAUUAUUUCGUCUUAAAUUACUUUAUAAAACUUACAAACGACGUCUAGACAAUUUAGAUGCCAGUUUAUCAGCACUACAAGAGCAGACUAAUGCAGAACAAUCAUCUAAUGUUUUGCCAGUUUCUAAACUAUACAAACAAAAUAAUAAUACUAAAAAUGUGCAAGAGAAAAUAAAUCCAUCAGUGUUUACAAAUUCAACAAAUGAGAACGAUAGAAAUGUUCCAUUACUACCACAGGAUUCAAUUGUUACUACAUGUGUUACUGAUUUAAAUGAAUCUGUUAAUCAUAGAUUACAUUCUCGUUUAUCUUAUUGUCAUCAUCACCACUAUUCUCAUCAAAAUCCUAAUGUUUUACGCAUAAAACGUUCAGUAUCAGUGCCUCGUUCUCCGAUUUCAUGUAAUUAUCUCAGGAAUACAAAUAAUCCACAUAUAUCAUCUCAUCAUUUACAUGAUAGUACUUCAGUUUCACGUGAUCUAGCAGUAUCAUUAGCUUCAAUCGAUGUACAAUUACAUAAUGUUUUAAAACAUCUUGAUUCAAAUACUGAUGAAAGUCUUCAAUCACAUAUAAACCAUUAUAUACAAAAUCAUUAUCCUAUUUCUGGCAUAACCGAUGAACAACAUCAUUAUACUAAUGAAGAUACAAAUGUUGGGCAUAUUCAACAUUGUUUAGAAAAUAUAAACUUAAGUAAUGAACCAUUACAUGAAGCUGGUUGUAGUGGUGGUGGUAGUUGUAUGUCAAAUAAUUUGACAUAUUCACCUUCAUGUAGUUGUAAUAAAACUCCAUCUUUGUCUUAUAAAACAGUAGAUUUAUUACAUUCACCAGUCAACUGUUCACCCAAUUCAAAUUUGGAUUUUACAUCAAACAGACGUAAUAGUAUUUGUACAUCGAGGUUCAUGAAAUCCGCUCACAAACCUGUGAAAUCAGUACUAUAAACAGCAUUUAUCCGUAUCAACAUCAUUUGUGCACUGAUCCCAUUACACUUAUGAAAUAAUGAAUCUUUGUUUUCAAUCCUUUCAUAUAUAGACGACCUUUUUAUGAAUGUUAUAUUAUUUGUGCUUUUAACCGAAGGCUAUUUUUUGUAUACCAAUCGUUUUUUUUAGUGUACCCUUAUAUUUUUUAUUAAAUUUUAUAACUGAUAAGUAAAUAAACAUAUAUUUAUUUGGG
This is a messenger RNA of Schistosoma rodhaini, 3183 nucleotides long. Lineage: Eukaryota; Metazoa; Platyhelminthes; Trematoda; Strigeidida; Schistosomatidae. The record is from the annotation of a GenBank genome assembly.